AUGGAGCCUGCCGAGUGCUUUUCCGCACAGACAUCGAUCGGGAAUAUAGAGCUUCAGAAAUUUCUACUUCUACAAAAAAUGUCCAACGUGUUUGGGACUCCAAUCACCGACGACUACAUAAAGGGAUUGCCGAACGCUCCGAGUGACAUAACGGCGGCGGUUAGGGCGCAAUACGCCAUGGACUACAUCAACGAGGGCAACAAGAACGUCGACGCUCAGACCUUCGUCGACAACCUCAAAGCCCAGUACGGAAACGGAAUAACCUGCCGUGCGGCGUUUUACAACGCCACCGGUGGCACCCUCACCUUCUUCAACGACCACGACUACCACGGCCACAUCGGCGCAUCCCCUUAUCCCCUCAAGUUGGAGAAUGGCCAGUGGGGUUUCUCCACGUCCACCCAACCGCCUCCAUGGCUGGUUCUUCCGCCGCGGCCGUCUACAGUGGCGUGA
Molecule: messenger RNA, 450 nt
Organism: Malania oleifera
Lineage: Eukaryota; Viridiplantae; Streptophyta; Magnoliopsida; Santalales; Ximeniaceae
Product: 23 kDa jasmonate-induced protein-like
Exons: 1
Coding region: 1-450 (149 amino acids)
Source: RefSeq, a predicted model, not a curated record